CUGCAAACUAUUGCGGCUCAACAAGUGGCUUACGGAUAGAGUUGAACAGAGUUUAGACGGGCAAACAGCUGUGAUUGAAACGCUUUUCGCGUCCUCUUUUACUUUACUUUGUCUGAAAAACUUGUUCUAAAUGUUUUGUUUUAUCGUGCAGUUCUUUUCUCACUGCCGCGUUUGAUUUGGCCAGACUAUAGCUGCUGUAAAGAGACUUCACCUGCGCCGGAUUUGUUUGACCUGAUUAGGUUCGCUUGGACACUUUUAAUUGGCUGCUUUACGCACUGAGCGAUUGAAACUCAAAGUGUGUAGUGGCGUGAUGUACAGCAUGAUGGAGCAUGAACUGAAGACCGCGGGUCAACCUCAUCCCCACCACAACAGUCCGGGGAUGUCUCCUCCGGUCAGCGGGGUUGGAAACGCGCACCACGGAUCAAAAACCUCUUGUCCACCCGGCGGGGACCCCAUGGACAAAGUGAAGCGCCCCAUGAAUGCGUUUAUGGUGUGGUCCCGAGGUCAACGGAGGAAGAUGGCACAGGAGAACCCCAAAAUGCACAACUCUGAGAUAAGCAAACGUCUUGGUGCGGAAUGGAAACUUUUAACGGACACUGAGAAGCGGCCGUUCAUCGAUGAGGCCAAACGGUUGCGGGCCGUACACAUGAAGGAAUACCCCGACUACAAAUACAAACCUCGGCGCAAGACCAAAGCCCUCAUGAAGAAGGACAACCCCGUCGGUAAAUAUCCCCUCGCAGCCGGUAACCUGCUGGCAUCAGCCGUGGCACAGGGACAAGGCGGGAGCCCGAGAAUGGACGGCUAUGGCUGGGGUCACACCGGUGCUUAUAUGGGAAUGCAGGGUGAAGCGCUCGGAUACCCGCAACAACUGCACCGGUACGAGCUGUCAGCUCUCCAGUACCCGCCGGCACAGACCUACAUGAACGGAGCCGGCUCUUACAGCCAAAUGUCAUAUAGUGGCAGCCCUCAGAAUCCCAGUUCAGUGAUGUCUAUGGUUAAACCAGAACCCCUAUCCCAUUCGCCUACUGGAGUACCAAACCACCACCGUGGGGCUUUCCAAGGGGACCUAAGGGACAUGAUUAGCAUGUAUAUUCCAGGCAGUGAUAACAGCGAUACCUCAAACCAGAGGGCCUAUCCUGGAGUGCAGCAGCACUAUCUUGGUGGAACUGUUCCCCUCACUCAUAUCUGAAGUUUAGGGAAUGCUCCCUGAGCUUCGAUUAGUUGGACCCUUAUUGGGAACAUAGUGCCACACACAGACUUUAUGGAUUAUUGAACACUUCUGAUUGUUUACUACCUCCUUGAUUUGAAUGAUCUGAAGUUGUGUGUUGACUAUAGAAAAUGUUGCCGUUUCAGCCUCCUGUUGUUUUAUGGUCUUUGCAGCGAUCACAUUUUGACCAGGAGUAACUUCUCAUGACGUUAAAGUCAGCUCAUUUCUCCAUUCCAAAUUCUAGCAUGGCCAUCCUUUUUGUUCCUAAGUGGAUAGGUUUUUAAAGUGUUCUUUUGUGCUCUGUGCAAUGUUUAGAACCUGCAGCAGUAGGCAAUCAUGAUACAUAAUCUAAUUGGUGUAAAAAACAGGGCAGCAUAUUGGGAACUCCCAAAAACAGGUCAACCAAUAGUGACUGCCAUGACCAGUGAUGAACAUGCCAUGUGACCUUGAGGGGUGUAAAUUUAGCACAUUUCGUUUUGUAUGCCCAAACUAGCUCAGUACAUGGAAUAACUGUGUGAUGGGUGAGGUUGACCUAAGUGUCUCUUUAAAUCUGGAUAUGGAUAGUAGUGUUUUGGACAAUCUCAGGGCUUUCUUUAAAAGAAUGGCAAGAAAUGACAGUAUAGAUCAGUUGUAACAUUGCCUCAUUUAUUUAGAAGUUCUUGAAACUGUUACCCAAGUUCUAAUGGAGGAUUAAAAAUUAAUUUGGUCACUAUCUGCUUUUGUUUUCCUACUUUAACGGCUGUAAAUUCAUAUACACCAUACCCGUGUGCAUGUAUGUUUGUGAAGUAACUUUGUUGUAGUCCUUUCAAGGAAAUUGCACUCCUGUAAAUGGUACAUUUUAGGCAUAUUUACAGAUUGCUAAAUGUUUGUGUCAUCUAGCAUUCCAGCAUUUCCCUCUUAUGGGUCAAACUUGAAUGCACUGAUCUUUGCUAUCAGUGAAUGCACUUCAUUAGACUAGGAGGUUAUAGACAUCACCUGGUCUUUUUUUCAUUCUACCACAGCAUUAAGUCACAGUAUGGUUGACCAGUGAGUUCAGUGGACUUAACUGAGGUUUUCUUUUGGGCACUGUUUGCUUUUUGUUUGUUGUUUUUCUCCCCCACAGAGACCUGGUCCAUUAUCAACAAAAUGCAAAGUUAUGUCAAGGUCUUGAGAUUUGUUUUGAACUCAUAAACUGUGUGUAGGCAUUGUCAAAUAUGUAAGUCAUUCUGACUCGUUGCCACAAAGCUCGGUCAGUUAGUUACUAAUGUUUUUUUGGUUAAUUAAAUGGUGAUUUAAGCAUAAUGAAAAGUUUACAUUGCCAUUGAAGUUUGCAGCUUGCCGUUGACAUUUAUUUUGACUUUUUUAUUUUAUUUUUUAUAAUGGUUUUAAUUUUGGUUGUAAAUGCUGUUUGUACAGUGUACUUUUUUCUGGUUCUUAUAAGGGCCGUUUUUACAGAAUAAAUGACAAUACAACAUAG
This is a messenger RNA of Carassius auratus (goldfish), 2663 nucleotides long. RefSeq names its product SRY-box transcription factor 19b (gene sox19b). Gene Ontology annotation, molecular function: RNA polymerase II cis-regulatory region sequence-specific DNA binding; DNA-binding transcription activator activity, RNA polymerase II-specific. Gene Ontology annotation, cellular component: nucleus. Gene Ontology annotation, biological process: positive regulation of transcription by RNA polymerase II; brain development; negative regulation of transcription by RNA polymerase II. The coding region runs from base 311 to 1189 and encodes 292 amino acids. Lineage: Eukaryota; Metazoa; Chordata; Actinopteri; Cypriniformes; Cyprinidae. The transcript is spliced from 2 exons. The record is from RefSeq and is a predicted model, not a curated record.